AUCAGCCCACAGAAGCAAUGGCUUUUUGUAUUGAACGUCAACUGAUGCUGUGUGGCAUUAUAAUGCUGCUAUAUCUGACAAAGUCCAGUUUGGCCAGACCGCAGAUCCUCGCAGUGAACUUGGAAGAGGGCUAUGACAAUGGCGACACUGGUAAUGGGGAGAACAAAAGUGAGGAAGAUGAUUCGUCCUCUGAGGAAACGGUUGAGGACUCAGACGAGCCACCAUCCCGUCGACGUCGAUCUGCAGAAACAAGCACAUCAAGUCGAGCUGGAAUACCAGGACUGCCAGAUCCGUCAACAAUUAUAAAAAUUGCGGAGCUCUUUCAAAGCGUUGGCGAAAAAAUUGUUCCCAUUAUUCUCGAAGCUGUUCUCCCAGCCAACGAUUUAGCGGGCGAGCGAAUUUCCCGAGAUCUCAUGAUCCUCAAGAACUACAAGCAAAAUCUACAAUCUACAAUCUCGAAUGAGUUGCAAGCCAAUUGAGUUUAAAACAGUCUUUAAAAGCGGUCCCUCAGAGGGUACAUUUUUUAAUUCUGUAUAAAUGUAUGUGCAUAUACAUAUCAAAUAAAUACAUACAUGCUCCAGAAA
Messenger RNA from Scaptodrosophila lebanonensis, 584 nucleotides. It is a transcript of the gene Os-C, whose product is annotated as antennal-specific protein OS-C. Bases 18 to 479 code for a protein of 153 amino acids. NCBI's taxonomy places the organism in Eukaryota, Metazoa, Arthropoda, Insecta, Diptera, Drosophilidae. The record is from RefSeq and is a predicted model, not a curated record. The transcript is spliced from 2 exons.